AUUGGCUGGAUGGUGGCAGGGGCGGGCUGUGAUUGGUGCUCUAUAGUCAGGCGUGCCCGGCAGCGAUGCGGAAGACGGAGUGGCUUCAGUCCCAGUCUCAGAUGCAGAGACAGAGAGAGAUGGCCCGCGGAUAUGUGCUUCUGCUCCCGCUGCUGAUCGUCGUGCUCACACUGGCCACGGGUGUCUCUAGCCUCGACAAUGGCCUCGCCGUUACCCCCACCAUGGGCUGGCUCCACUGGGAGAGGUUCCUCUGCAAUGUCGACUGCGAGGAGGAUCCACACAACUGUAUCAAUGAACAGCUCUACAUGCAGAUGGCUGACAUCAUGGCAGCAGAAGGCUGGAAGGAUGUUGGCUACAGUUACGUUUGUAUUGAUGACUGUUGGCUCGCGAGCACACGGGAUGCCAACCACCGGCUGCAGCCCGAUCCCAAACGGUUCCCGAGUGGGAUGAAGAAACUCGCAGACUAUGUCCAUUCUAAAGGACUGAAGUUGGGCAUCUAUCAGGAUGUGGGGACCUACACUUGUGCAGGGUACCCAGGCAGCUAUGGCUACUAUGAACUGGAUGCUCAGACCUUUGCUGAUUGGGGAGUGGACCUCCUGAAGUUUGAUGGUUGCAACUUCAUCAAUUUGGACAUCAUGAUUGAGGGUUACAAGAACAUGUCGCUGGCCUUGAAUAAGACUGGGAGAGAUAUUGUAUACUCCUGCGAGUGGCCUUUCUACCUGUGGCCUUUCAAGGAGCCCAAUUACACAGAUAUUAAGAAAUAUUGCAACCACUGGAGGAACUAUGGUGACAUUGAUGAUUCAUGGGGAUCUGUGAAAACCAUCAUAGAUUGGACAGCCAACCACCAGAGUCUCAUUGCCCCAGUAGCGGGUCCUGGAGGCUGGAAUGACCCUGAUAUGUUGGUGAUUGGUAACUUUGGGUUAAGCAGAGACCAGCAGAUGACCCAGAUGGCACUCUGGGCUAUCAUGGCAGCUCCACUCUUGAUGUCGAACGAUCUGCGGAACAUCGACGCAGAUUCCAAGGCUUUACUUCAGAACCGAUACGUGAUCGCCAUCAACCAGGAUCCUCUGGGUGUUCAGGGCCAGCGAGUCAGCAAACUACGUAACUUUGAGCUGUGGUCUCGGCCCCUGGCAGGUGGAGGAUUUGCAUACGCUGUUGUCAAUCGGGCAGAGAUUGGAAGCCCACAGAAAUUUUCCAUCGUUGUUUUCAGCCUGGACUCCGGCAAGGCCUGCCAGAAGGAGUGCCUUGUCACACAGAUCCUGCCAGCUUUCCGGUUCCAGGGUAUCCACGUCCUGACCUCGGUGCUAGAGUUCUGGGUCAAUCCUACUGGCACUGUCCUCUUCACUGUCUUCCCUCAUAGCACUGGUUCCUCACGCAAGGUGGAAGCAUUGAGGAGCAAUGUGGACCGACGAUCCAACCUGUGA
Chiloscyllium plagiosum (whitespotted bambooshark) is the source of this 1424-nucleotide messenger RNA. It is a transcript of the gene gla, whose product is annotated as galactosidase, alpha. Gene Ontology annotation, cellular component: cytoplasm. The record is from RefSeq and is a predicted model, not a curated record. Gene Ontology annotation, molecular function: alpha-galactosidase activity. Gene Ontology annotation, biological process: oligosaccharide metabolic process; glycoside catabolic process. Lineage: Eukaryota; Metazoa; Chordata; Chondrichthyes; Orectolobiformes; Hemiscylliidae.